AUGAACUCCGAAGAAGGGUUUUCGGGCGAAGAAGACCACCUCGAACCCUUGCGUUCUCAGAUCUUAGGUUGUCUUGAUGGAAUUCAUAUUGUAGGGUCAUUUGUAACCAGCGCCCAGGACGUCGAGCACGUUCACCCUGGACUGGUGGUCAGUGGUAUCGGUCCUAUCCGACUUCCCUUGUGCCAGGAUGAUGCCAACGCUCUCAUUGGUGUGAGCCGUCGCGCUCCAUUCGGCAAGGGAAGCAAAACGUUGGAUGAUGAGACUGUGAGGAAGACUUGGGAGAUCGACGGAAAAGAGUUGUCAUUCAAACAUGAAGCCUGGUAUAAUUGGCUGGACGGUGUUGUCGAAAAUGUCUCCAAGGGCCUGGGCGUUCAUGGCGGUCCUGGCAAAGUACGAAUUGAGCUCUACAAGUUACUGGUGUAUGAAGAAGGUGCCUUUUUCAAGCCUCACGAAGACACGGAGAAGACGAAAGAUAUGUUUGGAACUCUGGCCAUUUGCUUACCCUCCGAGCACGUUGGCGGCGGGGUCCGCCUCAUUCAUGGUCUGGAAGAAAGAGUUGUCGAGACGGACAAGUGCUCCUCUUACGGAAUCUCUUAUCUGGCUUGGUAUAGUGAUGUGUCCCAUGAGAUGUUGCCAGUUCAAUCCGGGUACCGAUUCGUUUUGACAUACAACCUCAUCAACGCUACUUCUGACAGUAAUCCCUCGGCCGCGGCACUGGACGUUAAACAGUCCAAAAUCGAGGCAACGCUCGCCGGGUGGUGUUCUAUGCCAGAAAAACCACGGUUCAUGUGCUACGUUCUCCAGCACAAAUACACCAGUGCAAAAGUCCGACUCAGUGGUCUGAAAGGUGAUGACUAUUAUCGCUGUUAUCACCUCGACAAAGCUUGCCAGUCAAACGGUCGCUUCUGCCUUGUCUUGGCUCAGCUGGAGCUAACAGUCACUCAAAUCAACGACGAAGAAUACCUGGACGACGAGGAAUACCUGGAUCAGGGCGGGGAAGAGCUCUGUUUGAACGAUAUUGUCACGCUACAGGGGUUGCAGCUUCAGGACUCCUUAACCAUAAGGAAGGAUAAUCUCAUACAAAGAAGAUUAUAUGAGGCUCGCGAACACGAUUACCAAUGGGGAGGGGAGCACUUGGGCAAUCAGCACGAUGACAUCCAACAAGUUUACCUUGAUACUGUCGCUGUCAUUGUUUCUCGGGACGAGAUGACGGAAUUUCUCCUUGGGAGUGGCCAUACCUUUGCCCAUUACGCCGAGUUUCUCCAACGGCUUCUCGCUGAGCUGAAGCGCCAGAACGGCGAUGAACGUCAUCUCCUCCGCGAAAUGAUCGUCCAGACAUGCCAAAAGCACAUCGAAAGACGGUACCAUAACAGUGGCGACAAAGAUCGUUUCAUGGGCGCAACAGCAAUAGCAUCACUACAAAUCGAGAAUCCUGAGGCAGCCCGAGCGGCCCUUUACGCCGUGGAGGACAGCUUCGACGCAUCUACCUUCCGCAACCUCGGUAGACUGGAGUUUGAGAGAACGAGAGAAUUUUGUACAGAAGCCUUUUCCCGCAUUUCGAAACUGCACCUCGUUGCUCGUGGUCUCCGAGCAUUUCGCUCUGGUGUACCAAGUGCUGUUCAAUUGGAUGCCAGUGAAGCAUCAGAACGUGCCGUCUACCAAUGGGCCGUAGGUGUCCUCUUCAAAGCUUUGAGUUCGAUCGUACAAGUCUUGCCCACCGAUGCAGGAGCCAUAGUCCAGAUCAUCGACGCUUAUGAAGACGAAAGACUUCUAGAAAGCAUGAACGCUUUCGUAGGCCGCUUUUCCGAUGACUCGACCUUCAUAAACGCCCUCUUCAUGGAAAUCCUCUGCUACUCGGAAAUAGUUGGGGAACCAAAAUUGCUUGCGGAAGGUCUUAUUCCACCAAUUUUCGACAAGGCAAUCUCUUCCUUCCGGCUGCAGGAAUUUACGUCUCUGUCUCCUUCUAAACGAAAGUCACCCUGGGAAGACUAUCCAUUUUCAUCGUGGCUCGAUGGCAGUUCACACAACGAGAAGCGCCGAAAGGAUGUCUCUGUUAUUGCGUCACUGUAUCAUCGACUUGUGAGAGAUGAUUUGGACAAGGUAGGUCAACUCCUUGAGAACAUCGCGAAUGACACUGCAAGUAUCUCCCGACACGAGCUCGACCGCUUUGUCAUCCCACUCCUGCGCGAAAUGCUCGAUAUCCCCGAGCAUCAACCAUCCGAGGCCUCACGAUUCUAUUCCAAAGUCAUCUCCACUUAUAUUGAGACGGUGGUCAACAAGGAGCCUCCCAAGCCGCAGGACUGGUCCCUACCGGACGAUGCCCUACAUUGCUAUGGGGUAGAGUGUCCUUACUGCCCUCUUGUGCGUGAGUUUCUGGAGGAUCCAAGCCGAGAGGACUGGGACUUCACCAUCCCUGAGGAUCGGUACUACGACUUCAACCGCCAUCUGCCGCUUCAUUACACGAUGAAGAGGAAGAGAAAAGGAGAAAGUUACGACAUCAAGGUCACCAAGUCACUCAAGACGUGGGAACAAGAACACGAGGCAUGGCAAGGCAGAUUUGAACGUGCUCAAUCAGCUCUUCGGCGGCUGCCCGAGUCAUCCCUGCGCCGAUGCCUUGGAGAUGGCGAGUAUCAGGACUUGAUGGGACUACAGAUCGUCAAACUGCCGACGGCGGAUGUGGCCACAGAUCCUCCAAAAUCUACCAAGGCAGAAGCGGCCGGGAAGAGGAAGAGGAAGAGAAGGAGCCUUUGA
Molecule: messenger RNA, 2751 nt
Organism: Exophiala oligosperma
Lineage: Eukaryota; Fungi; Ascomycota; Eurotiomycetes; Chaetothyriales; Herpotrichiellaceae
Exons: 7
Coding region: 1-2751 (916 amino acids)
Source: RefSeq, a predicted model, not a curated record